Messenger RNA from Cercocebus atys (sooty mangabey), 2405 nucleotides. RefSeq lists its product as uncharacterized. The transcript has a single exon. NCBI's taxonomy places the organism in Eukaryota, Metazoa, Chordata, Mammalia, Primates, Cercopithecidae. Bases 185 to 802 code for a protein of 205 amino acids. The record is from RefSeq and is a predicted model, not a curated record.
CAGCCACAAAUAAAUACCCUCAUUGGAAAGACCCAUUUGUGAUGGGUAAACAUCCCUUCCUGUCUGUCACAACCCCCGUGACUGCCCUGCAUGUGUUCAUGACCUCUGAAGGCCCAAAUUCAUGAAGCAGUAAACCCAGCAGAUCCCCAGCCCGCCUGCCUCAGGACCUCUGCUGAAGACAGGGAUGAAGAGGGUCUCCAGGGAGGCAGCAGGGGCCUUGCUGGCAGCUGGCUCAGGAGCCGGCUUACAGGAGGGCAGCUCUGCAGUGGGGAGGAGCGCCGUCCGGAGGAGACCAGGCCUCUGCAUGCCCCCCACUCUGCUUACCAUCCCUGCUCACACCCCCUUGGCCAAGGCUUUGUGCAGCAGAUUUAAUUUUCCAAAUGAAGAGGACAGAGUGAUAGAUGCAUUUUCCCCAGGCUGUCUCGGAAAGGUCGCUAAAUGUAUACUGUUAGAAUUGCUGAGAUCUCCCCCCACUUUUGGUUUUUGCAGCAGCAAAAACUCUCUCUCCACUGCAACUUCUUUUAUCUCUCUCAGGCAGCCAGCUCCCUGGUCCCUUGUGCUGACUGUAGUACAGUGGCCAAGAGCUGAUACGAAGUCAGGGGUGACCGCAGGACGGUGGGCUCAGUGGGCUUCUCCACCUACCCCAGUCGCCAAGGCCCUGACGCACUCCCUCCUGCACCGUCAGCACAUCCAUGUGCACAGCUGGAAGGGUGCAUGGCCCGCCUACCUUUGUCCAGACGGGUGGAAAUCUGAUGAUGCCAGCUCCUCCCUGCCGUGCCCCUGCCGCGAGCAGGCAUUGUGAACUGGCUGGUGUUCGCAGUCCCACGUGGGUGUGGUCUGCAGCCCAACCCAUGGUGGAGACUGGAGACAGAGCAAUGAGUCCUGGUGGGGGGCACGUGGACAUGCCCCACAGGGGCCUCACUCAGGCUUAUAGGCAAGGUCCUGGGCACUGCGUGACGCAGCACUCACUGCUAAAGCAAGCCCACCUGGCUCUGUGCCAGGGCCCCUCUUCUGAUUCACACGUCACAUUUUUACGCAGACCCUUCCUUCUUAAUAAAAGCUGACAGUUCUGUUGGCACCCAAGAACCCACACCGUGAAGACAGGGAGUGAGGGGCCUUUGUGCCCAAGCCCAGCACAGCUGUGUUCUGGGGUGCGUGAGAGGUAUGUUCGUGUCCGUGCGCUGCUGGUCUUCUGACACAGUUCCGAGGACAGGGAAAUUGCUGGGUGGCGGGGCUGUGGGGCUCGUAUGUGGAACUGCUGCAGAGUUCGCCGGCAGACGGAUCUGGAUAUAUGUUAUGUAUAAUUGUUAUGUGUAAUUUAAGAUAUAUCUGUUUGCCAUCGUCAUAAGAUUAUAUGUAAGACUCUUAAGGGAGAGGGAGAUGUACAUUCUGCCAGGCUCCUGUGGACUUUGUUUGAGUCAUGAAAUUGAUUACUGUUGAUCCAGUGGUGUGAGAAGCUACACUCCAUGUGUCAUCACGCUUAUGACUCCUAAUGGAUUUUUAAGGCAAAAAAUGCCAGCCGACUCCAUCUUCACCCCCCGAUUCCUCGAGUCCAGCCUUUCUGUGCCAGUGCAUCCCUGAGCCACAAUGCUCUCGCCAUCGGGACCCGGCUGGGCCUGGAGUCUCGGGGCACAGUUACCAUGGAGCCCUCCUGGGUCAUUCUACACAUGUGCUGAGUGCCAGCUGAAAGCCCCACAGGAGAUGGAGUGCCUUGGCCAAGCUUAAAGAGAAGAUUUUCUCAGGGUAUUUAUUAGUGUGUCCAGCAGGGUCAGGAAGCAGGGAUGGAAAGAUGCAUUCAGACUGUUAAUUUAUUAACAAGGCAAAUGGUUUUGUGUUUCUUGAUGACAAGCUAUUAAGUUUGGGACUUAUUUUCCCAUUUGAGAAGUUAUAUAUUUAAGAUAAGUUUCCUGCUUAAGUUGUGCCUUUCAGCUUCAACGAGUUUAAGGAGCACUAAGGGUAAUGAUACCAAUGAGGGUUGGUUUAUUAUCAAACCUGAAUAGCUGUGGUUUCUCCGAUAAAUGUUUUCUUCUACUGAACAUGGAGCCAUUAUUAAGAGUUGUAUGUUUUUUAUUAUGUACAUUUGUAUAUUUUUUUGCUUGUUUGAUGUUCUAUUUUUCUAAUAGUUUUCUUAGAGUUUCUUAAAGUUGUGAUACUAGAUUUAGAUUCCGAUGCUAACUGCAAAUCAGGUUGGUCUCUGCUGGGUCUCUCCUGCUUUUAUUUUCCUUUAAGGACAAGUGUAGUUGUCAUCCACCACCUUUCAAAACAUGUGAAACUGCCCUGCCUCCCCUUUUUGCUAACAACCCUGUGUACAUUGACAACUUCUUUUAUGUUGUAAAAUCAAACUAUUUUGUGGUACAUUAUCUCGCGCUUCCGCAAAUUCUAAUAAAUUCUGUGGCUUCCAUGUG